AUAUUUGGUGUUUUUUGACGAUGGUUACGCUCAAUAUCUAUCGUGUGAGAAGAUCCAUAUAGUCUAUCAUUCAAGCGCCUGUGUUUGGGCAGAUGUGGAUAUUUUCUCCGAGAUUUCAUCAGAGAAUAUCUAGAUAAGUACCCUGACCGGGCAAUGGUCAAUCUCAAGAGGGAUCAAGUGGUCACUACAGAAUGGAAUGGCAAAUGGUGGAAUGCUAGAGUGCUUGAGGUACAGGGUAGUCUUGCUAACAUGCUCUUUGAGGCUACACCAUCCAGAGGAGCAGAGACAGAAUGGAUCUAUAGAGGCUCUACCAGGCUUAAGCCCCUUCUUGAUUUGGGUGACAAGAAGACUGCUGGUAUCAAUACUGUUCCAACUCCAGAUCAAUUGCGACAUAAUCUUCCAUAUGUUGAAAUGACCAAAGUACAUUCAGACCACAUUCUACCAGAGCAACAGAUACCUCAACCCAAGCCCACGAUGCUAGGCAGACUUAAUGACCCUCAAGGCUCAGCAGCUACAUCAUCAUCACCAUACCACUUCUCUCAGCUCCUUCAACAGUGUGCUCAACAGACAACUCCUACUCCCUCGUUUGCCAAGAAAUCCUCCGCAUCUGUAUCUGGCUCUACUAGCAGUCUGUAUGAGAGCAGCAGGAGUGAGCACAAGAAGAAGAAAAAGAAGAAGAACAAACACAAAGACAGGAGAAAAGAGAGGUAUGAGGAGGAUAAAUUGUUUGAACCAGAAACCAAACUAGACCUUCCAGCUACAAAGGAGAGACUGAGAUAUAUGCCUCACGAGUGUCGUCCCAUCUGUCUUGGGCCCAUUCCCCAAGUGGUUGAUCACAAUCAGAACCCGCUGCUCUGGCCCAUGGAUCUAGGUUGGGUGAGAGAGCUUUGUAAGCAGGGAGGUAGCAGCUACAAACGACACGUCAUCUACAGAACGCCCUGUGGCAAAAGUCUGUAUUCCUUUGAUGAUAUUUCAAGAUAUUUGAAGGAAACCAGAUCUGAAGUGUUGUCCGUAGAUCGCUUCACCUUUGCCCCACACGUCCACAUCAGUUUCAACCAGCGGCGCACAAGGCAGAACAGUCGCUUCUAUUAUAUGCAGCUCACAGAUCUCUCUAAUGGGGUAGAGAAGGUUCCUGUUUCGUGUGUGAAUGAGUACGACACAGACGAGCCUCCUCCUCUGAUAUACAUGACUGAACGACAGGCUGUGCUGAGAGGGACAAAGGUCAAUACAGAUCCUAACUUCCUGAUAUGCUGUGAUUGUACUGAUAACUGCUCAGAUGCCACUAGGUGUGCUUGUAGACAGUUGACAAUCAAGGCGUCAGCAUGUAACCGUGACGGUAAGCCUAGACUUGAUGCAGGAUACAAGAACCGUCUUCUCAAGGAUCAGUUUCAAACUGGGAUUUAUGAGUGCAAUGAUAAGUGCAAAUGCUCCAAGCAGUGUCAGAACAAAGUGGUACAGAAUGGACUCUCCCUGAGACUACAAGUCUUUAAGACCUAUGACAGGGGUUGGGGCAUAAGGUGUUUAGAUGAUAUUCCUAAGGGAAUGUUUGUGUGUACGUACGCUGGUCAGAUAUGGGAUGAAGAAGAAGCAAAUCAAAAAGGAAAAGAGCAUGGUGAUGAGUAUUUUGCCGAGUUAGACUUCAUUGAGAAUGUUGAGGGGAAGAAGGAAGGCUAUGAAAGUGACGUUGAUCCAAUCGAUAAAGACUUGUCUGACAAAGAUUCUGAUGACUCCAAUAACAAAACUCAAAGCUCAUCCGAUGAUGACUUUCAGACAGCUCAGUCUGAGCUCUCUAGUGACGACUCUGCAGACAUUAUCAAUCCCAUCACAGAUAGACCUAGAGACGACUUGAAGGAAUCAACCAAUCAAAAGGAUCAAGCUGGUGGAACACGCCUGGUCUUACGCAGACAAUCAGAGAGUACAGAACAAAGUCAAUGGUCUGUUUCACUGGCCAGCCCCAAUAGCAAGAAGGAAAUGACCCCUCCUAGGGGGUCGCUAGUCAUGGGGUCACCAGAGGUCAAACCAAACGGUCAGAAGGCUGCAACGAUAAAGUACGGCUACGACCCAAGCCCAUCCAAAGAGAUCCUGGACCAGAAACAAGUGGCAGCUUUCAGACAAAGGAGAGAGGCUGAGAAGGAGGCUAGAGCUAAGCAAGCAGCAGCAGGUAGCAGUGAAGCAGCCAAAUCAGAAGACAAGAAAACCGAGACCAAACCAGCCCAAUCCUCGGGAGCAGACCAGGGUGAUAAUGAUUAUGACGUUGAGAUAGUAGCAGUGAAUUCUGCGUCAUUAUCAGCAGCAUCCUCAUCAUCAGUGAAGACAGAGGAGGAUGAGAAGAAGCUGGUAGUUCCGAUGGAAACCGAUGUGAAGCCGGACAGUAGCGUUUCAGACUCGCUGCGUGAUCUUGGUUUAGAGGAGACAGGAGAGACUAAGGAGGGGAACAAGACUGAAGACUUUAAGAGUGAAGAAAAGGAGAAAAAACCAGCUAAACCCAAGGUGACAGGUCCACGUGCCAGGAAAUCAACCAACUCUCGUAUGAGACAGCGAUACUUGGGAAACCCUGGAACUUCCUCUGAACCUACUAUAGCUGAAAAGAAGGAAGAGGAAAUAGAAGAAAAGAAACCAUCUCAUCCGAGCACAAGAAAUCUCUUUGGUGAGGAGCACUGUUAUGUGAUGGAUGCCAAGCACAUGGGAAACCUGGGCAGAUAUCUCAACCAUAGCUGUAGACCUAAUCUGUUUGUGCAGAAUGUCUUUGUUGAUUCACAUGAUCUGCGCUUUCCAUGGGUCGCUUUCUUUGCAGCUCAAUUCAUCCGAGCAGGCAGCGAGCUGAACUGGGAUUACAUGUACGAAGUAGGAUGUGUCCCCGGAAAGGAGAUCAAAUGUCUUUGUAAGAAUGCUGAGUGCAGAGGAAGGCUUCUAUAAGCCCUACAAAUUGCAUCCUAUUGGCAAAAAAUCGUGGGUACGGUUGCAGAGAUAUAGCACAACUUCGUGACCAAAGUCACAAACAAAAUGGAGGUUUUCAAUGAUCUUGUGUGUACAAUGUACGAGUUUUAGAACAAGUGUUGUAAGAAGAAUGUUUUUUUCUGUUUUUUCUUGAAUAACAUUCCUUUUGGCCACCGUCAACUAUUCUAGAUAGCCAAAUGCGCCCCCCCCCCCUCCGGAUAUGCAGUUUCAAAAUAGCUCGGCCUUUGUAUUUGUAUUUAGUAUUUAUUGUCCAUUUCUUGAUAUUUGAUUUUCACUGGUGUAACAUAUACAGAUUACUAAUGAAUUUACACAAAUUCUAGACGUAAACAGUAAAUAAACAAGGUUUAACAUAUGAUUAAGCAUAAUUAACAGAAGGGUUAAGUGUUGUAAGACUGCUAAUGAACUAUCUAUCUGCCAAUCUAAUUGGAAGGAUAAUAUACAAUGAAUGACAAACUAUAAUAGUUUGGUGAGGUAUGACCAUUUUACAUGUAUCUGUUGAGUAAUUUUGUGUAAUUGUUAUUACAUCUUGCCUAGACGGACCACCCGUUCGCUCACUUCCGAAUGAAUAAAUAAAUAAAUCUUUGACAAUAAGUCUUGAAUUGAAUUUUCAUUACUUAAAUCAAGGUAAGGUUUUAAUGCAAUUAAAACUUUCAUGAACAAGUAAAUGGCAGAACAGAGAUGCCAACCAGUACGAUUAAAUCGUAUUUAGUACGAUAAUAACAGUGAAAUCCGAUAUUAAAAUAUGAUUUUUCAUCUAAUCACUUUUUUUUU
Strongylocentrotus purpuratus (purple sea urchin) is the source of this 3729-nucleotide messenger RNA. RefSeq names its product histone-lysine N-methyltransferase eggless (gene setdb1). Gene Ontology annotation, cellular component: nucleus. Lineage: Eukaryota; Metazoa; Echinodermata; Echinoidea; Camarodonta; Strongylocentrotidae. Bases 154 to 2916 code for a protein of 920 amino acids. The transcript has 22 exons. Gene Ontology annotation, biological process: negative regulation of gene expression; heterochromatin organization. Gene Ontology annotation, molecular function: protein binding; DNA binding; zinc ion binding. The record is from RefSeq and is a predicted model, not a curated record.